GAACAAAAGGGCCAAAGGGACCAACCACAAAACCCUAGACCGGCGCUCACCUCUCUCGCCGCCGGAUUCCCCUCCUUCCCGGCCUCGUCCGCCCGCCCGUCCCCCCUCCGAUUCCGCCGCCGGUUCAACACCAACCUUGUGUUCUCAGAUGGACAGCCGCAGCCAGUCUGCUGGGAAGCGCGCGCGCACGGACGGUAGCCGCCGCGACGACGACUGGGUUUGCCCCAGCUGCAAGAACGUCAACUUCGCCUUCCGCACCACCUGCAACAUGCGCAAUUGCGACCAGUCCAGGCCCGCGGAUCACACGAAUGCUAUGCAGACUCCGCCCCACUACUCGGUGCAAGGGCGAUUUAUGGGCCCUGGGACGCCUCCGUCCAUGUACCUCACUGGGGCUCCUCCCCAGUAUGCCUCCUCCCCCUAUAAUGGGCAUGCCAUGCCACGUUAUGGUAUGCCCCCUUUCCCAGCGGGUUCUGGAUACCCAUAUGGCUAUGGCGGUCGUGUACCCAUGGGGAGCCCCUAUGGGCCGCCGAUGCAUAUGACUGGGCCACCUCCGUAUUCUGGUGGAUCUAUGAUUGGUUCAGGUGGCAUCUACAGCAUCAGCAUGCCCAUGGACAGAUAUGGUUUGGGCUUACCUGCUGGUCCUGGUGCAAUGGGUACAAGGGCUGGUUCCUAUUCUGAUGAAGGUUUGCAGAAUAAAUCCACAGGAGCUAGGCGUGAUAAAGAUUGGGAGUGCCCUAAUUGCAAUAACAUGAACUUUUCCUUCCGUACAGUCUGUAACAUGAGAAAAUGCAACACACCAAGACCUGAUAACCAGGGAUCCAAUCCUGACAGCUCAAGAGGUCCAAUCUUACCAACUUUUCACAUGACAGAACCAAAGACACCAGAGGGUAGUUGGAAGUGUGAGAAGUGCAAUAACAUAAACUAUCCUUUCCGGACAAAAUGCAACCGCCCCAGUUGUGGCGAAGAAAAGCCGCCACAGAUAGAUAAUCCUGAUGAUUUGGUUACAGAUCAGGACAAUCAGUGAGUCGUAGAACAGUUAUGAGGGUCAAGAAGGUUCAGCAUGGUCGUCCAAGUUUCAGUCUCAAUGUCUGGGGUCAAUCUGUGUCAGUAGUUGCUGCUGUCGUUUCAAGUUUCUUCCCCUUGGGACAUAGUUGAGUCACCGCCCUAAUGGUAAACGUUUUGAAGUUGGCAACUGGAGUCUUGGCUUUUGCUAUCAGCCUAUCACUACAGAUAUUGAUCAAGAACAUCCAUUUGUUAAUAUCCUACCGAAGCUUUGUUAGUUGUCCUGGAUACUGUUAUCUCAGGGGAAAUUGCUAUUUCUGAUUAUGGAUUCUAGCUACUUUUGUGUCUUAGGUGCCUUUCAUCUCCAAUGAAGUAUUACUACAAUGUCCAUGAUUUGAUAUUGAUUAGUGAGUUUUGUCUGUGGUCUUCUAUUUGCUGUUCGUGUUUGAAUGGCUGCAUAAUUGGUCCUGCUACAUUAAAAGAAAGUUUAAGAGAUGUUUGUCUGGUAGAUUCUCUCAAUGUGGAAAUCUUCCCUUUGCAGUUUGUCCACACACUCCCUCCGUGACAUACCGAAGUGUUUAGAAAUCUUAGGAAACGUUCCCUCUGGCACUUUUGCUUGUACCAACAGCUACCUCCACGAAACUACUAAAUAAUGGUGGUAGCCAAGGAUCAUCAGAGUGACACUUGUUUAUAAGACAUCCAUCAGUGUUUUUUUGUUGGGUUUCCGGAACAUAAAUAAGGAUCUUUUUAUGUUACGUUUUCUAUAACCUUAAGUUCCGUCGAAAAAUUGUGUUAGUUUGGUAAGCAGACCUAGCUAAACAUUUUGAAGACAAUCCUAUUCCUAUUUAGUUGGGACCACAGGCUGAGCUUUUUCUUGAUUUCCAUCACCAUAAAUAUAUUCAUUUUUCUGAUGAAAGAGUGCUCUGUGUUGAAACGUUAUUCUUAAUUAGGAACUUGAUUUGCCCUGUUGUCAAAUUUCCAGUCAUGUUGAUAGUUUGUCGCAGUAUGUAUGUGUUGGUAGUAAAUAAAAUGUCAUCAAUUACUGCCUGCCUGCCUGCCUGCCUGCAUCAAGAGCUCAUCUGCAUGCUGUUAUGUGCAUGUUACUGUUGUUCUCUGGUGCGUAGUGUUUACAAGUUUGACAAUUCUGACGUGUUGGGUUCAAAGAGAAGAUCCGUGACCAUUCUGACGUGCAUCAUCAUCAUCAUCAUCACAUUGUGGGAUGGUAGACUCGUCACCUUGCAUACUUGGUUCCAUCACUUCUGCUUGACUGACUGGGUGUCAUUGAAAUUAGUUUUUGUCAUGUAAUAUUGGGAAGCUUUUGUCAAAGAUGCAACUUUCACAUGACUUUGAAGACAACAAUGAUGUAACCGAGAUGGAUCCUCCUGGUCAUGCUGCUGGACCACCGCUGCCAACAAGUUCGCAUACCCUGCGAAUGGCAGCUCUCAAUGAGUUGCAGAAAGGUUUAAUGACCUAAUGCGCUACCAUAUCACUGUCUUGAAACAAGGUGAAAAGUACCGGACAACAGGUGGUGUUGCUCGCAGUGAUUUCAGUGAGGGAGAUUUGAGAUCGAAAGCAAUUAUCUCAUGGUUAGCCCCAUGAUGUAACAGCCCGUUUGGUAGCCCUCAUUUCAUUUGGUAGAAAUGAAAUGACAAUUCUUUUUAUAUAAUAAUUUCAUUUGGUUGAAUUUCAUGGAAUCUCACUUUUUGUAUUCAAUUCCGUACCAACCAAACAAGUUAUUAGUUCUUGGGAUCUAAAAUGAAUUGUAGGAUUCCAGACUCAAAUGCUGUGAGCCAAACGAGAUGCAAGAGAUUUUGUUCAGAUCGUGUA
Molecule: messenger RNA, 2829 nt
Organism: Brachypodium distachyon (stiff brome)
Lineage: Eukaryota; Viridiplantae; Streptophyta; Magnoliopsida; Poales; Poaceae
Product: ranBP2-type zinc finger protein At1g67325
Exons: 10
Coding region: 149-1024 (291 amino acids)
Biological process (GO): regulation of DNA-templated transcription
Cellular component (GO): nucleus
Molecular function (GO): RNA binding; transcription coregulator activity
Source: RefSeq, a predicted model, not a curated record